Amblyraja radiata (thorny skate) is the source of this 3850-nucleotide messenger RNA. It is a transcript of the gene ndst1b, whose product is annotated as N-deacetylase/N-sulfotransferase (heparan glucosaminyl) 1b. The record is from RefSeq and is a predicted model, not a curated record. Gene Ontology annotation, molecular function: hydrolase activity; heparan sulfate N-sulfotransferase activity; deacetylase activity. The transcript is spliced from 15 exons. Bases 636 to 3275 code for a protein of 879 amino acids. NCBI's taxonomy places the organism in Eukaryota, Metazoa, Chordata, Chondrichthyes, Rajiformes, Rajidae. Gene Ontology annotation, cellular component: Golgi apparatus.
UGUCUGCGAGAUGCCCUCUAGUGUGUGUUGCAUUUCUGCUGUCUGCUUUUCCCUUUGUGCAGAAAGCAAGGCCUCCUCGUUUCUUUGCUCUGCAAUGGCUUGAGGGAGCUUCACGAAAGAGGCAGAAAGAGGAUAACCGGAGAACAGAUUACUCCCGGAGUCGAAUUUUCUGGUGGUGAAGUGUUCCAUUACUGUGACUACUGCAUGGACAAGAAACGUCUCCUUCCCUGAAAAUACCACAGGAACAUGUGACCUGAUGCAAGGGACAAAUACGUCUCCAACAACACAAGCCAGCGACCAUCAGCGCUGGAUGCUCUGGGGUUUGUCCGAGUGGUGAUCGUUCUGGUUGAUGGUCGGGCCGGCACCUCACCCACGCUCGCCCAUGCUCGGCCGCGCUCGCCCACCCAUGGACUGCCUCACGGACGGGCAUGAGAGCCAGUCGCCAACGCGCCGCCGAUCCUGGGACGUCUGAGCACCUUUGCGCUCCCGGUUCUUACGGCCACCGAUGGUUUGCGAUGGUGACAUGAAACCCAAGCAAGGUCAAGAGCGGAGAUCGCCAUUUCCGUCGGAAGAUAAGCUGUCGGGCUGAAACCCAAGGGAAGGGCGUUGCAUUCCGUUGCGUGCGUGGGUAAAGCAUGAAUUUGUUGAGCCGUUUCCACCGGGUCUUUCGACAGCUCACUCUGCAAGGAGUUCUCCUGCUUCUCUUUGCCUUCUGUAUGGCCACGGUGUUUAUCUCGGGCUACUUCCUGUACGUGGGCACCAGGCAGGAGACGGAGCCCUCCAGCGACCUCCAGGUCUCGGACUGUGACAAUUCCAGGGUCACCCCUUCCAGGCUGCUCCCCACCAAAGCCGCCAAGCGGGUCGACUCUUCCCGCACGGACCCCGUGGUGCUGGUCUUCGUCGAGAGCAUGUACACUCAACUGGGCCAGGAAAUCGUGGCCAUUCUGGAGUCCAGCCGCUUUAGGUACCACACUGAGAUCGCCCCCGGAAAGGGGGACAUGCCCACCUUGACAGAUGGGGACAGGGGUCGCUUCAUCCUUAUUGUGUAUGAAAAUAUAUUAAAGUACGUGAAUUUAGACGCUUGGAACCGAGAACUAUUGGACAAGUAUUGCAUCGAGUACAGCGUUGGCAUCAUUGGCUUCUUCAAGGCCAACGAGAAUAGUUUGCUGAGCGCCCAGCUCAAGGGUUUCCCACUCUAUCUCCAUUCCAACCUUGGCCUCAAGGACUGUAGCAUCAACCCAAGGUCUCCACUGCUCUACAUCACCAAAGCCAAGGAGAUGGAGAAGGGCUUCCUCCCAGGUGAUGACUGGACGGUCUUCCAGUCCAACCAUUCGACCUAUGAGCCGGUGUUGCUGGCCAAGACCAAGUCGGCGGAGAAGAUCCCCCACAUGGAGGUGGAUGCUGCCCUCCAUACCACGGCGGUCCAGGACCUGGGGCUCCAUGACGGCAUCCAGCGAGUCCUCUUCGGAAACAACAUGAACUUCUGGCUCCACAAGCUGGUCUUCGUAGACGCCGUCUCCUUCCUGACAGGCAAGCGAUUGUCCCUGUCCUUGGACAGGUACCUUCUGGUGGAUAUCGACGACAUCUUCGUCGGGAAGGAAGGCACCAGGAUGAAGGCGGAGGACGUGAAGGCGUUGCUCGAAGCCCAGAAUCAGUUCCGGGUUCAUGUUCCCAACUUCACUUUCAACCUGGGAUUCUCUGGAAAAUUCUACUACACCGGGACUGAUGAGGAGGACAAAGGGGACAAUCUGCUCCUGUCCAACAUGAAGGAGUUUUGGUGGUUCCCCCACAUGUGGAGCCACAUGCAACCUCACCUCUUCCACAACCAGUCAGUCCUCGUCGAGCAAAUGCUCCUCAACAAGCAGUUUGCAGUGGAGCAUGGAAUCCCCACGGACAUUGGCUACGCGGUAGCUCCCCACCAUUCUGGAGUCUACCCUGUACACAUGCAGCUGUAUGAAGCCUGGAAGCUGGUCUGGGGCAUGAAGGUGACAAGCACUGAGGAAUACCCGCACCUGAAGCCGGCACGCUUCCGACGGGGGUUCAAGCACCACGGCAUCAUGGUUCUGCCCCGUCAAACUUGCGGUCUUUUCACGCACACUAUAUUCUACAACGAGUACCCUGGAGGACCAAAGGAGCUGGACAAGAUCAUCAACGGUGGAGAGCUAUUCCUCACCAUCCUCCUCAAUCCCAUCAGCAUCUUCAUGACGCACCUGUCCAACUAUGGCAACGACCGGCUGGGACUGUACACCUUCAGGAAUCUGAUCAGCUUUGUGCAGUGCUGGACCAACCUGAAGCUACAGACCCUGCCUCCUGUGCAGUUGGCCCAGCGAUACUUCCAGCUCUUCCCCGAGGAGAAGGACCCUUUCUGGCAGGACCCAUGUGAAGAUAAAAGACACAAAGAUAUCUGGAGCAAAGAAAAAACAUGUGACAGACUGCCAAAGCUUCUUAUUAUUGGCCCUCAAAAGUCAGGUACUACGGCACUCUAUCUUUUCCUCACUAUGCAUCCGGACGUCACCAGUAACACUCCAAACGCUGACACAUUUGAAGAGCUGCAGUUUUUCAAUGGGCCGAACUACCACAAGGGUAUUGACUGGUACAUGGACUACUUUCCGAUUCCCUCCAACACCACCUCGGACUAUUUCUUUGAGAAGAGCGCAAACUACUUUGACUCUGAUGUGGCGCCGAAGCGGGCAGCGGCCCUGUUGCCCCUAGCUAAAAUCAUCAGCAUCCUGAUCAGCCCCGCUGACCGUGCCUACUCCUGGUACCAGCACCAACGAGCCCACGAUGACCCGGUGGCCCUGAGGUACAGUUUCCACGAGGUGAUCACUGCUGGACCCAACACCGCCCCGAGGCUGAGAGCUCUCCAGAACCGCUGCCUGAUUCCAGGCUGGUACGCGAUGCACAUCCAACGCUGGCUGAACUACUACCACACCAACCAGCAGAUCCUCGUCCUUGACGGGCAACUCCUCCGGACGGAACCAGCAACAACAAUGGAAAAGGUGCAGAAAUUCCUGGGACUUCAGAAUGUCGUUAAUUACCACAAGUUUUUGGUAUUUGACCCCAAGAAAGGUUUCUGGUGUCAGCUCUUGGAGAGCAAUAAAACAAAGUGCCUGGGCAAGAGCAAGGGUCGGAAGUACCCCGAGAUGGACAAUGAUUCCCAGGUCUUUCUGAGAGAGCAUUACAGAGACGCCAACAUUGAACUGUCUAAGCUCCUGUACAAACUGGGCCAGACUCUACCAACAUGGUUGAGGGAAGAACUCCAAAACAACAGGUAGUUACCAGAGCUGGCACGGUGCUUCCAACUCUGCCUCGAGGACAUCGAGCUGUGAUCCCACUCCAUCCAUCUUCAUCUUCCAAGGGCCAGGUCCCGACGUGUCUAACCGAGCCUCCAGAGACUUCUACAGAAACAUGGAGGGUGGGAUUCUGACCCUGGAGAUCCUGGCACCCACCAUUUCAGCACUGACUGGGUUCUCGUGAACAUCAUCAAACAUUUCCAUCUCGUGCUCCCUCAGGAGUGAAGUCUAGAUAUUGGUUCCUCAAGACAUUGAUGAAUCUCAUCCCCAUCCACUCCUGAGCUGCUGAGAUACACGAUAAUUGUUCAGUUAUGGUCUCCUCUUAAGGGACAGCUCAGUCUCUGACGUUGGAGAUCGCAAGAGUUCAACGCGAGGAGAUAUAUUUGCUUCUCCAACAUGGUCCAUGCUGCAAUUUCAACCAGGGAGGGCUCUUGUCUUCUUCUCUUUCCUCCCUCUCCUCCCAUCCCGAUCACUUCCAUCCCAUCCACCCACAUCCCAACCACCCCCAUCCCAAUUAUCCCAUCCCAACUAUCUCAUCCCAACCACCCCCAUCCCAA